This is a messenger RNA of Manduca sexta (tobacco hornworm), 1323 nucleotides long. Its product is annotated as putative odorant receptor 92a. The transcript has 7 exons. The record is from RefSeq and is a predicted model, not a curated record. NCBI's taxonomy places the organism in Eukaryota, Metazoa, Arthropoda, Insecta, Lepidoptera, Sphingidae. The coding region runs from base 1 to 1182 and encodes 393 amino acids. Gene Ontology annotation, molecular function: odorant binding; olfactory receptor activity. Gene Ontology annotation, biological process: sensory perception of smell; detection of chemical stimulus involved in sensory perception of smell. Gene Ontology annotation, cellular component: plasma membrane.
AUGGCGCUUCAAUUCGACGACACUAUAAAAAAAAUUGAUUUUGUAUUCCGCUACGCCGGCAUCAACAUCAAAUGUGGGGAAAGGAAAAAGAAAGAGACAAUCAAAGCUCGAUGCAUGUACGUUUUUAACUUUUUCUGGCUGAACGUCGAUGUAUCCGGUUCAAUAUUCUGGUUCAUAGACGGAGUACGAAUGGGUAAAGAUUUUAUAGGUCUCACAUAUAUUGCCCCUUGCAUAUCACUGAGCACACUUGCGAAUAUCAAAUCAGUUUUCCUGAUAUCCUCGGAGAAACAUAUUUACAAACUGAUCGAUAAUUUACGAGAGCUGGAAAUGAGGGAAAAUGCUCGUCCAAGGUCCGUUCAGAAGGAAGAAAUAAUAAACACGGAGAUAAAGUUCUUAAACUAUGUGUUGAAGACGAUUAACAUAUUGUAUGUGGUGUUGGUAAUGACGUUUGCAUUAAGUCCGCUGAUCAUAAUCGCGAUAAAAUACAUGCAGACUGGAGAAGUGGAGUUAAUCUUGCCGUUCCUGAUUUUGUAUCCUUUUGAUCCGUACAAUAUUAAACUUUGGCCGUUUGUUUAUCUUCAUCAGUUUUGGUCAGAAUGCGUGGUCACUCUGAACAUCUGCUGUUCAUACAUUCGAAUCCAGUUCAGGCUCCUGCAACACGAUUUCGAGAGAAUCAUAUCAGCACCUAGCGGCAACAGACGCGUCCGUGAAAACGACUUUAAGGCGAAGUUUAUUGAGCUGGUUAAAUGGCAUCAGGAUGCUAUUGAGUCCGUCUCUCUACUUGAAACCAUAUAUUCGAAGUCAAUAUUGUUUAAUUUUAUGUCAAGUUCAUUAAUAAUAUGUCUCACUGGAUUUAAUAUUACGGUGGUGAAUGACUUCGCAUUCGUGGUAACCUUCCUUAGCUUCCUGUUCAUGGGUUUAGUGCAAGUGUUCUUCUUGUGUUUUUUCGCCGAUUUGUUAUCGGAGUCGAGCGUGGAAGUAAGCAACGCAGUGUACAAUAGUCAAUGGUACAUGGCCGAUUCUAAUAUUGGAAAACAACUUUUACUAGUACAGACAAGAGCACAAAAGCCGUGCAAAUUAACUGCGUGGGGAUUUGCCGAUGUCAAUCUCAAUUCGUUUAUGAGGGUGCUUAGCACGGCGUGGUCUUACUUUGCUUUGCUACAAACGGUGUACGGUCAAUAAGACAAUUGAUCAUUUAAAAAAAUAUAUCAAAUUACAUAAUGCACUUAGUAGUCCUGAAGUUUCUAAACAUACCUUAAAAUGUAGUCGUUGGAAUGUUACAGUAGAAAGAUUGUAGUGUAAAUAUAUAUUAUUUUAAUUGGU